Messenger RNA from Saccharomyces kudriavzevii IFO 1802, 4299 nucleotides. RefSeq names its product DNA-binding transcription factor CAT8 (gene CAT8). Gene Ontology annotation, biological process: regulation of DNA-templated transcription; DNA-templated transcription. Gene Ontology annotation, molecular function: zinc ion binding; DNA-binding transcription factor activity, RNA polymerase II-specific; DNA binding. The record is from RefSeq and is a predicted model, not a curated record. The transcript has a single exon. Lineage: Eukaryota; Fungi; Ascomycota; Saccharomycetes; Saccharomycetales; Saccharomycetaceae. Bases 1 to 4299 code for a protein of 1432 amino acids.
AUGGCAAACAACUCUGAUCGGCAAGGCUUGGAGCCCAGAAUUAUAAGAACACUAGGUUCUCAAACGCUCAGCGGUUCUACUGUUCCUAAUAGAACUCUAAGUUCAGAGGCAAAUCCGCACUUUUCCGAGAAUAUAAAAGAAGCAACGGUCAAUACGACUUCCCCGACCCCCCUAUCUACACCUAUUUACAGGAUAGCUCAGGCUUGUGACAGGUGUCGAUCUAAGAAGACAAGAUGUGAUGGUAAAAGACCACAGUGUUCGCAAUGUGCUGCUGUCGGUUUCGAAUGUAGAAUAAGCGACAAACUACUAAGAAAGGCGUAUCCAAAAGGUUACACAGAAAGUCUAGAAGAAAGAGUUCGUGAACUGGAGGCAGAAAAUAAGCGUUUGUUGGCUUUAUGUGAUAUCAAAGAACAGCAAAUAAGUCUUGUUUCGCAAUCACGGCCGUCAACAUCUUUGGAUAGUAAUGUUGAUGGUAACUGCAAAAAAGAGCUAAAAGACGCGCCAUUAAAUUUGUCUUCUACGAAUAUUUACUUAUUAAACCAAACUGUUAAUAAGCAGCUGCAAAGUGGCAAAAUGGACAACGAUAACAGUGAUGCGGCGAUAGAUUCAUUGGCAGCAUCGCCUUCGCCGCCACCAAAAGACCAUGUUUGUGACGGUGUUUCAUGUACAAAUCGUUUGCAUGUUAAACCUACUUCUACAAGUUUAAGUGACCCGACCGCUAUCUCCUUCGAACAGAAUGAGGCACCUGGUCUUCCUGCCGUGAAGGCAUUAAAAUCUAUGACAACUCACCAACGUAGCACUCAGUUAGCAACUUUGGUUUCUUUAUCAAUUCCAAGGUCCACUGAGGAAAUUUUAUUUAUUCCCCAACUUUUAACUAGAAUAAGGCAAAUUUUCGGUUUCAACUCAAAGCAAUGUUUAUAUACUGUGUCUUUGUUAUCUUCUCUAAAGAAUAGAUUACCAGCACCGAGCAUUUUGUUACCUUCGACUUCAACAAACUCCAAAGAAAAAAAUGAAGACAAAACUCCCAAUGAUGAUUCGGCAUUUUUGAAAACCUUUCAAAGCACAAGCUUAUCCGAGUUUGUUGAUCUGAAAAAAUUUUUAAUUUCCUUGAAGUUUGACAUAGACUCAUUCUCAAAGCAACCAGAAAAGCAGGCUAAUGGUCACGAUAGCGACCUACUUUCUCUCACUGAAAUCAAAGAGUUGUUACACCUGUUUUUCAAAUUUUGGUCAAACCAAGUGCCAAUUUUGAACAAUGACCAUUUCUUACUAUAUUUCAAUAAUUUUGUUGAGAUUAUAAAAGAUUUUUCUCUGAUAAGUACAAAAGCCAAUAGCACCACUAAAAACAACGUUACCACCAACCAUGAAAUAUUCACUUUAAAGCUUUUGAUGAUGCUGCAAAUGGGGUUGCUGAUUAAGAUUAAAAAGGAUAAAAUAAAGGAUACUGUACCAAGGAAUUCAAAUGCUAAAUAUAUUAGACUGAUGUCGUACUACCACCAGAUUUCUUUGAUAAUUCCAAAGAACCCAUAUUUUUUAAACAUGUCCACGACUUCGUUACCAUCUUUACAAUUGUUGUCCUUGGCAUCGUUUUAUUAUCUAAACGUUGGUGACAUUUCGGCAAUUUAUGGAAUAAGAGGUCGUAUUGUUUCCAUGGCGCAGCAAUUGAGGCUCCACAGGUGUCCUAGUGCUGUAUUGAGUGUGCAUUCUAAUCCAGUUCUGCAAAAAUUUGAACAAAGUGAGAGAAGGUUACUAUUUUGGGCAAUUUAUUAUGUUGAUGUUUUUGCAUCUUUACAGUUGGGUGUUCCUCGUUUACUUAAAGAUUUUGACAUUGAAUGUGCAUUACCAAUUUCUGAUGUUGAAUACAAGGACCAACUAUCCAUGGAAAAUGAAAAAAUGAAAAAUAAAGCCAAGAAGAUUCAAUUGCAAGGCCAAGUUUCAAGCUUUUCAUUGCAAAUAAUCAGAUUUGCCAAAAUAUUGGGUAAUAUUCUAGAUUCAAUCUUCAAGAGAGGUAUGAUGGAUGAACGUAUAAGUUCCGAGGUAGCAUUAGUGCAUGAAAAUGCACUCGAUAAUUGGAGAAAUCAACUACCUGAGAUGUAUUACUUUAAAAUAACCGUGAACGGGACCGUGAAUUUAGACGAGAUAAGAGCAAACAAUUCAAGAGACAUCGAAACACCGUUUGAAACUAAAGACAUAAUACUAUUUGAAAAAAAGAUUUUAUUACUCUUUUAUUUCUUAGCCAAAUCCAUGAUUCAUUUACCGGUCAUUGCGACUAAACCUUUGUCCAAAAACGUUGACAAUGUAAUGAAAAAGAAACAAUCGAUGUUCAACAAUGAUUCGAAGGGCACUAACAAUCAUGAUCACAUGGCAGUAGAUGUUGAUAUGACAUCCCCUGCCAUAAGAACAUCGUCUUCAUACAUCAUUUUGCAACAGGCUACGAAUGCGACACUCACGAUUUUUCAAUCCAUUAAUUGGAUGUAUCUACCAUUGCCUUUGAAUGUUUCCAGAACCCUAGUGAGAUUUUCUUUAUUAUGUGCCAGAGGAUCUUUGGAAUAUACAAAGGGCGGGGCUCUGUUUUUGGACAAUAAGAACCUUCUUUUGGACACCAUAAAAGAUAUAGAAAAUGAUAGGCUUUUGGAAUUGCCCGGAAUUGCCUCUUGGCAUACAUUAAAGUUGUUUGACAUGACUAUCAAUUUACUGUUGAAGGCUCCCAAUGUAAAAGUGGAGAGAUUAGAUAAGUUCUUGGAGAAAAAACUGAAUUACUAUAAUAGAUUGAUGGGAUUGCCACUAGCUACAACUACGUCUCUAAAGCCGCUCUUUGGUUUUCAAUCGAAGAAUAGCCCAGAAACUAAACCAAGGAAAUCUACUGUGAAAAGAGAAACCCCAGAUAACGAUUAUCUUUAUGGAAACGACACUAAUAAUAAUAACAACCCUGAAACGGAUCAACCACGAACCGCAAAUGUAGGCAACACAAAUAAAAGGCUAAAAUAUGCAAAAGACACCAGACAAAGUGUAGAUAAGGAUGGAAUUGCUAAAGCUCAGGACGCAUCAAACUUUCAUCAUGAUAAUAAGAAAACCAUGUCGGCUAGCAAUUUGUUUCCCUUUUCGUUUAGCAAUACAGAUCUUACUGCAUUGUUUGCCCAUCCUGAGGAACCAAAUUGCGCUGAUAGUAAUAGUAAUAAUCUAAACGACUGUAAUAAAUCUUCGACGGAUGCGGCAGAUGCCAAUAUAGGAAAUCUAAGUUUUUUGAAUAUGGCUCCGUUCUUACAGGCUGACAACGUUACUACAAAUCAAAAUGCAGUUUGUGACAAAACUAUUCAUAAGGACGCAAUAUUCAGCCUGCCAAGUAAUUUGGAUCUCAUGAAAAAUAAUAUGGACUCUAAACCAGAAAAGAAGAAUUCCAUCAUUAAACAAAACCCCAAGAGUUCAUCAAACAGUCAAUUGCAACAUAGGGACAAAGAUGUGAAUAUUGAAAGUAAUAAUCCACCUUUCAAUAGCAAGAGCAAUUAUAGUCUGACAAAACUAAUGAGAUUGCUGAAUAGCGAUAAUUCUUUCUCCAGCAUUAGUAUCAACAACUUUCUCUAUCAGAACGAUCAGAACUCCGCAGCUCAGGAUACAGGAACUAAUAAUAGAGCUGGCUCAAACACCGGCUCAAAUUUCAAACCAGCCUCAAGUGCUAGUAAUGAGAGCCAAAGCAGUAUUACUGGAAAUGCAAAGCAUGGAAUGGAUAAUUGUGACUUUAAUGAUUUCGGGAACUUUAAUAAUUUCAUGACAAACGUUAAUUAUUCGGGGGUGGAUUAUGAUUACAUUGUCGACGCAUCACUUGGGCUAGCUCCAUUAUUAGUGGAUACGCCGGAUAUCUCAAAUACUAACACGACAUCCACUACGUCAAAUCGGAGUAAAAACAGUAUCAUCUUGGAUUCCACGUUUAAUGAUGACUUGGAUCGAUCCCAUACUAAUGCCAGAGAGGUAUUGAACCACGCUGACUCGAUUUUGAGUCAAGGAAUAAUGUCGUCAAUAAGUACUAGAACUGCUGACAUUCAAAGAUCUUCAUCGUCUGGUAACGAUUCAAAAAGCAAUGGCUACUCCCAAAAGAACCCGAAAAAUGCAAAUAACGGUCAGUUAGAUGCGCCUUCCACAUUGUUUCAAAUGAGGAGAACUUCUUCAGGUCCCUCUACAUCACAUCGUGGUCCAAGACGCCCCCAGAAACAUCGUUACAGUACAGACCAGUCGAAAGGUUUCAGUGGUGGAAGUUCUAAUGCCGACAAUUUACCUGAUUUAUUCCAAUGGCAAAAUGCUAAGUAG